Parus major (Great Tit) is the source of this 3293-nucleotide messenger RNA. Its product is annotated as programmed cell death 1 ligand 1. The transcript has 10 exons. Lineage: Eukaryota; Metazoa; Chordata; Aves; Passeriformes; Paridae. Gene Ontology annotation, cellular component: external side of plasma membrane. Bases 1345 to 2283 code for a protein of 312 amino acids. The record is from RefSeq and is a predicted model, not a curated record. Gene Ontology annotation, biological process: cellular response to lipopolysaccharide; immune response; T cell costimulation.
CCAGAAUACUGUGUCAAUUUACUUUGACACCAGUCAUCCUCCCCAUGAGUACAUAUCAAACAUGUAAACUACCCGUUUACCAAGUGAAUAAAGCGAUCUCACCAUGUUAAAAACGAAAGGAUAAGGAAAGGUAAGGGAAGCAGGAUAGGGUAGGAGUGUUGGUACUGACGCCGCUUUUGGUUUUGUUUCCUACAGCUCUCGAAUUUCAGAAACAGACAAGCUGCUUGGAGAGCUCCCUGCUCCGCCACGGCUGAAGCGUUGGGAAAAAUGCUGUGGGCAAGCUGUCAAGUGGAAAGAAGAAAACACUGAAAAUUUUCACAGUGAUCAUUUCACAGUAUUUUAACUCUUCUCAUUAUUUCAACCCUUUUCUGAGGUAUGUGAAGACAACUUAAGAGAAUGAAUUUGCAUUGAAAUAUAUAUUUACAGUUGUAUUUUGCGCUGUUGACUUGGUUCUCCCUCUACAGUCUACAAGUUAAUUGGCAAGGCAAGGGGCUUUCAUUGCGUCCAGAUCUUGGGAAGAGAGCGUCUUUACAACAGGAGGGUAGGAAAUGCUUUUCCUAUUAUUCCUACAUUAUUCCUAUUCCUAUGACCUUUACAGAAAUGAGAAAGUGUGUAGAAAGUUCUAGUUGUUAGCAGCUGUUUGGCACUUCUUGAGAUUAAUUACCUAGAGACCUCUGACUUUGUGGAUAGUCACUUGGAAUUGUUGUCCCAAGGACUGGUACUCAGACACAGCUUUGACUGGAUUACAUGCUUCUUAAAAUGCCUAUGUCAAUUUAUGUUCUAAUUUUUUCAGCAUUUAUGUCUUUGGUUACAGUGAGCCACUGUUAGCAAUACAGAAUUUUCCCUGCUGGGGAACUUUCCAAUAAUGGGGAAGUUUCCUAAAGAAGUAGGUGUACUUACAUCAACAUUGAAGCUGUCACAUGAAGUCUUUUGACAAAUAGUUCUGGUUUUACUGUCUUUUUUAUUUGAUUGUGGCAGAAACAUGCAGCAGCAGUACUGAGGAGCAACUUGCAGAGUGAAUAUAUUUUGCUUUUAAAAAACUAUUUGUCACAGAUGUUGGAAGCUAGCAGGAGGACAAAACGGACACUGUAGUAGGUUCUAUAAGAAAAACAGCAAGCAGAUAACUUUCAUAAAGGACUUUGACAUCAAGGUCUCAAACUGAUACAAAGGAUCCUUCUGCUCAGGGUGAAACAGGAGAAGGUUCUAUAAUGGUUAUUGCUGUGGUUUUCUUUUUGCAUGCGCACCUGGAUUUGACCUGGACCUACAUUUUUUUCCCUCUGAAAGUGAAAAAUUGAAUACAGCAGCAAACUUUCUCAGUCUUGAAGAAAUUGUUCAAUCUACAUCAUGGAAAGGCCUUUGUUUUUGUAUAUAUUUUUAUUCUACUGGCAUUUCCUAAAUGCUUUAUUCACUGUUGAAGCUCCCCAGUCACUCUGCACUGUGGAACGUGGGAACAAUGUGACCAUGGAAUGCACAUUUCCAGUGAAUGGAAAAUUAGAUUUUAGAAAUUUAAGUGUCAGCUGGGAAAAGAAAGAUGAGUUGAAGCAGGUUUAUGUACUUCACAAAGGAGAGGAAGACUUCAAAAAUCAGCACAGUGACUUUAAGGGAAGAAUAAAAUUGUUGAAAGAGAAUCUGAACUUGGGACAGUCUCUCCUUCAGAUCACGGAUGUGAAGCUCAGAGAUGCAGGCAUUUACCGCUGUGUUAUUGCCUAUGGGGGAGCUGACUACAAGACAAUCCAUCUGAAAGUUGUGGCUCCUUACAGAAUUAUACACCAAGGAGUGGUGAGCACAGGAUACAAUGAAUGGAAGUUGACAUGUCAGUCAGAGGGAUACCCAGAAGCUGAAGUGAUAUGGCAAAACAGAAACUAUGAGGAUUUGACUGAUAAGGCAAACACAAGAUUUGAAACUGGAAACGACCAGUUGUACCGUGUGACAAGCACCCUUACAAUCAAAAGUGGAAUUGAUGAGAUUUUUUACUGCAUAUUCUGGAAUAAAGAGCUGCAAGAAAAUACAUCUGCCAUUUUACACAUAGCAGAAUCAACUGAUGGCAUUCUCCAGACUGAGAGCAGACGCUUUGUUGGAGCAGCUCUCAUUGCUACUGUUUUUGUUGGAUCAGGACUUCUAUUUCUGCUCUGCAUAAUAAAAGCUAGAGCAAAUAUAGGCAACAGAACACCUGUGGCGAGUUCAUCAACAGUAGAGCUGUCAAAAGAUAAGGAUACACAUGGCUGCAGAGAUGCUUCUUUUGAAGACAGCCAGCUGAAAUAUAUGCAAAUUGAGAAGACCUAGAGAGAGCAGGGGAAGAUCCUCUGUUGUGAAGAUUUGAUAGGUCAAAUGUUCUGUGUUUUAUCUGUGAAAGGGGAUAUUAUUUUUUUGUAUUUAUUGUGUGUUGGUAAUCAUCUAUAUUGUUGUAACACAGGAAAAAAUGUAAUAAAGUUAAAAUAAUUACUAUAGCAUAAAAAAUAUUAAAUGCAGGCUUCCGUAUAUGUGACUAGAUUUUGAGGUAUUUAUUUAAAUAUCAAAGUUUCUACCUUCUCAAGUUUAGGCAAAUGUGUCUUUCAAACACAUAUUAAUUAAAAACAUCUUUCAGGUAAAGCACUUUACAUCUAUGACCAUCAUGAAUUUCAUAGCUAGUUCUUGAUAGGCCAUCUUCUGAACCCUUUUUUCUUCCUUCACCUGACCUCUCAAUUUCCUAUAUAAAACUGUUUUCCAUCUUCUGAAGAACCUUUUCAAUACUUUGAUCGUCAAAAUAGAUGAUGGGGCAACAAGACAAGAUGCCAUACAUACAGGGCAUUUUCGGUCCUUAAAAUACCAGAUGCUUGCAGCUAAGCCUGAAAAAGAUGAUUUAAAACUCUUGGCAACUAUGGUUUGGAAAUUAAGUAAUACUAAGCUUUUUGGUAAAUUUUGAAAAGCAUUUUGGGCAUUUAAUUUCCUCAUGAUAUAGCUGGCACUACUGCUUAUUGCUCUUCUGAUUUACGAUUUGGGGAUAACACAAUUCUUUGGACAUUUAGGAGGAACAGCCUGUAUUUUAGAUGGCCAUUUUGUUUUCUUGUAAAUGGAAAAAGGAACAUCUACCUACUUCUAGGACAUGAAAUACAUGCACUUGUGAUUACGUAGAAAUGCUGAAGAAACCUGUUUCUGGAUCCCAUUUCACAAGUUAUUGCUAUAUUACAUUAGCUUUUUUUUUUUUUUUUUUUUUGCUAAGUGCAUACCUUUUGGGGGGAUAUACACAGGUGAAAAUAAUUUAUUACAGUAGUAUUCACAAUUGCAUUAUUUUUAAUAAAAUGUAUUUUGUUUUU